AUUUUCUUCUACAUUUUGUCCUAACGGUGUGAAAACUUUUAUACAUUUACAUUUUACUUUUACAGCAUUUUGCAGAAGCAGUUAUCCAUUGUAAUGUACAGGAAUGCAAAAACAUAUCUUCAUGCUAUUUUUCUAGGUCAGGUACUAUGAGUACCAUCCAGAGAGGUUAGUACAGCAUUAAAAGAACACACACGUCAAGGGGAUUAAAAAAGAUUAAAUGUGUAAUAAUUCAACUGAUGAAAUGAUAACGCUUUAGUCUUUAGUCUUAACUCUGUGCCAGUGUUAUGUUAUAAAUAUUUUUUACUUUUGUGCCAUUGUGAAAUAAAGCAAUUAUAUUUAGAAAAAUAAUAUAAUUAAGGUGUAAUAAAAAUAGUAAGUAAGAAAGUAUAUCUAACAGAUGUACAAUGAUAUGUGCUGAAAUCUGAUUUAGUGAAUUGACACAUUGAGCAUUAAGCAUAUUUCUCUAACAAUAAAGCAGUGUGCAAAAUUAUUUCCCAGGUUUUCUUCCUUGCUAUGAGAUGUCAUUAUCUGUAGACAAUACUAAUGAUGAAUUUUUGCUGCUACUUUUAAGACUGCUAAAAUAGCUGUGUGCUGGAGGGCCACUGUGGUGAUUCUGCUCCUGAGUCAUCACAACUUUAUCCAGAGAAAAAGCCAAACAUUGUAUCAUCACUCCUCUUUUGAUCUAUUUGCAUUUUCCCUCACAUGCUGACAAAAUUGGACUCCACAGAGUCUUUCCGCCCAGCAUAGAAGCUGCAUAUCACUUAUUCUUUUCUCUUAAUCCCGUCAUUUGUUCCUUUCUCCCUCUGCCUCACCCGUUUUUGUGUUGUGCAAGAGGAACAGUGGUGCUUAUUGUGCCACGAGCAGCAUUGGGGAUCGGUUUAUGAAUGGCCUCAUGGGUAGAACAAUGCUCUGUACACUGCAGCCCUGACAUCUCCAUCUAGCAUAGAGGGAGUGGAGAGAGUGUUGGGGCAAGGUACAGGGGGAGGAGAGAUGGAAUGAACUUGACUCCAGGUUGGGUGGUACAAGGGGGUGUGAGAGGGUGAGUGUGUAUCAGGGUACGGCUGCUCUCUCUGCUGAUUAAUGCUUGCUAUUUGAUCAGAAGAGGAGGCCUGGAGUGAUUAGGUGGAGAUUUCCAAGAGAAGCAAAGCAGUGGAGCUUUCGGAGAGCCAGAGCAGGAAGAAUUGAGCUUUAGCCUUCAGAAGGCCAGAGAAGAGCAGCGAACUGGAGCUGGUAUGAGGUUAAUGGUCCUGAGUUGAACCGACACUAUGAAGUCCUUGGAACUGCUGCUGCCUUUACUGCUACUUGUACGAGAUAUACAUGCUCAAUGGACUGUUUGGAUGCCCAGGGACAUCUCAGCCAUGACUAACUCCUGUGUGGUAAUCCCAUGCACAUUCAUAUACCCCUCAGGAGUCAGGCCAUACAGGGGCACCCAUGGAAUCUGGUAUUUUGGCCAGCCCUAUCCACAACUCUUCCCUCCAGUGGUUUUCAAGUCUCGCACAGACAUUGUGCAUGAAAGCUACAAAGGCCGUACCAAGCUCCUGGGUGACCUGUCGCAGAAGAACUGCACGCUGCAAAUCAGCAACCUUGGAGUUGAGCAUGCAGGGAGGUACUACUUCAGAGCCGAUCUAGGAGGAGCAAACAUCUAUACCUACCCAGAUUUCACUGAGCUCAAGGUGUUGGACCAGCCCAACAUUGACAUCCCAGAAGAAAUAGUCAGUGAUGAGAGCUUGGACUUGACUUGCUAUGCUCCAGACAACUGUCCCGACAUGACUCCUGAGAUCCACUGGAUGUACACAGACUAUCUCCCUGAUACUCUUUUUACAUCAGACUAUCUGGAGGAAAGCAACACAGCAGUGAUGUCUAGCACACUUACUUUCACACCCAAAGCUAUGCACAAUGGUCAACUGGUGGGCUGCAGAGUCCAGUACCCCAACACCACUUUUGUCUACGAGCGUCUCAUCUCCCUGGACGUCAAGUAUGCCCCUCGCAAAGUGUGGGUAAAUGUCUCUCAGGAGGUCAUGGAGGGAAGCUCUGUAGUACUUCACUGUGAUGUGGACAGCAACCCUAUGCCACGGAUUUCAUGGUUCUUUGGGGAUGAAGAGCUGAUGUCGGAAACUGCCUCAAAUGCUUCUCUUUAUCUGGACUCCCUGACUGCAGAUCAGGAAGGUUUAUACACCUGUGUAGGGGACAAUGGCUAUGGGACAAUGAACACCUCCUUGUACUUGGCUGUCAGAUAUCCCCCAAGAGAGCCAUUGGUGAAUGCCUCUCUGGUGGUGAUGGAGGACUCCUCUCUGGCUCUCCAUUGCAGCACUCAGGGCAAUCCUGCCCCUACACUUACCUGGCUGAAGGAUGGAGAGCUGGUGGGAACCAUAAAAGCUGGAGAGCUGUCCAUACUCGAGCUUACAGAUAUCAACCCACAGGCCGAUGGCACAUACCGCUGCCUGGCGGAGAAUGAACAUGGCCGGGCCAGCAGUUCUCUAAACGUCACCGUGGAGUUUGCUCCCAUUUUCCUGGAUGAUUCCAAGUGCACCAUAGUGCGAGAGGGUGUGCAGUGUGUCUGCAUAGCCUCAGGCAAUCCUGAGCCAUCCAUAGUAUUCUACCUACCUGACCACAAUAUCACCAUUAAUGAGACAAAUAACCGUUUCAACUUCUACACACAUUCGGAUGGCUAUACGUCAACCGGCAUGAUCAAACUGAGGGAGAAGGGUGACCGUGAGAACAACGAAGACAUGGCUGUUCAUGUACACUGCAGCAUCUCUAACACUUAUGGUUCUCAGUCUAUCCGGCUGGAGCUGCAGCAAGAGAAAAAAUACCUGAUGGCUGUGAUAGUGGGAACCAUUGGAGGAGUGGCAGUUAUUGCUUUUAUCAUUGCAGCUGUAAGAUAUGUGGGACAAAACAACAAAAAAGAGAAUGGCAACCCUGGGCAGGACGUGGGCUCUAGAGUGGAGAAUCCCUCCAUGUACUACAGCGCAGUCAAGAAGGACAAACAAAGUCUCAGGAAAAAAGUGCUUAAGACUGAGCUGCUGGGCUCUAAGUUUAAUUCCAUCCUAGAAGAGAGCACGGGAGAAGACAGCGAUUACCAGCAUGUUGGCUCAACUGCAGGCAUGGAGAGGCAAGAGCUGAACUUUCUCAGGCGACCUCGAGAGGGAGGACUGGGGAGGGGGGAUGAUACCACUGACUACACAGAGAUCAAAGCCAAAUGAAUCGCGAUCCUUCCCUGAAGCCUCGACCGAAAGGGAUACAGUGGCCUCUAGUUCCCAACAAAUUCCUUUGCCCAGUUUGCUUUAGUCUAUACCAGUUAACUUGCCCAAAUUUACCAAAUCUAUAAUUCUUUUGGCUGGGGCCAAUAUUUUAAUCUAUUUUACUGUGAUGUUUCUGAACAGAAGAUUUUCUGAUUUAGACGUAGGGUCUAAACAGGCUUUGCAAGGGGUGUCCUAAAUCAUUCACAGGAUUAUAUUAAUGUUACUAUGAUAAGUACUUGUCGAAAAAAAAUGGGCCUUGGUUGUAUCCCAGAUCUCUUUCACUAGUGGUCAUUCACACUGUGUCCGCAGCAAGCCGAAGCAUCAGGGAACGAGACAUGCAGCAUGUCUCGAUGUUCAAGCACUAUCUCCAAUUGUGGGUUUUGCAGGUAGAAUGUUUUCUCAAAUCCAGAGGAUCUCUUAGCCACUUUCAAAGGGUACCAUGAUAAGUGCUCAGUGAAGUAUGCAUUCUGUAUUUCAAAUGACGUGCCCUAAAGUGAUUGUUAGUGUGUCUUUGAGUUUGUGUGACUCUGCAAAGUAAGGAUAAGGAUAUUGUUUACCCAAUGAAUUUCUUUGAAGUGGCUAAAGGAAUGGCUGACUAAUUAUUGGUCAUUUUUUCUGUACAUCUCAGAGUGAUAAUGAUGAUGAUGUUUAGAGCAAAUAGAUACUUCUGUAGUCCAUUUUCCCUGUCAAAUGUUACAUAAAAACUUCAGAGGUGAUUAGUGGACUUAUUUGCCUUUGAAAAGUAAAAUUGAUUCAAGGCACAGUAUUCCUUGAGGAAAAUAAUAGCAAUGGAUUUUCAGUGCUAUUGCAAUGUGAAGCACUGUUUUCAAGAGGAAAUGGUGUCAUGGGUCAAUGAACUUGCUUUUCUACACAUUUAAGACACAGGGCAAAAGGAGUGGACUUCUACAUCCCUCUUCCUUAUAGUCCAUUUCUUGCCUAUAUAUAAUUGUGUUUUGUUUUGUUUCAACUAAGCUCCACUGUAUUAUUAUUAUUUUUUUUUUUUACAAACUCUUCACUCUAAGGGUAAAUUCAGAAUAUCAUCCAACCAAAUGAAGAUAGCAGAAUGCAAUCCAGCACAGCCAAAUACAUAUUCAAAGCAAAGAGGAAGUUAUGUCAGAUCUGUUAAAAUGAAUAUACAACAGCGUCAUAUUCAAAACUAUCAAUUUACCCAGGGGUGCUUUAAUGAAAUGUACUAUUUAUUAUCCUUAAAACAUCCUCUAUUGAGGUUAUAUCGAAUUCAUCAAUAUGUACAAUGUAUGUACAUAUCUCAAAUCUUAACUUAUGCAACGUGAUUUUACUAAAUAUUUAACACAUAAAAUCACUUACCUUACAUUUGUAAAGAAUUCAUGAAAAGCACCAAUAUGAAGGGAUAUGAAAUAUGUAAAUAUGCAUCUAUUCUCUGUUGUGAAUCCUUUAAAACCCAAUAGAAGGGAUCUUUUUUUUUGGAUUUGCAACACAGAAAUAUAAAACAGGCAAUUAAUAACAGAUUUAUUUAUAAAAAUGCAUAUAUUUACGAGAGCAUUUUGGUAGUCCAGUCUAAUUAUUCACUUUAUGUAUUGUAAAGAGUAUUUGUAAGCAUUUGACUGUGUGAUAAUAAUAACAAUGAAUUUUUGUUUUCUUAUUUAUGUAAUAAUUUAGACAGGGACUUUGCAACCCUUGGACAAAACAACAUUGUUCAGAGCUAAUCGUGCAUUUGAUUUUUUUUUUGUUUUUUGUUAAAAAUUUUCACCUUCAAUGCCAUGUUUGAAGCAAACAAAUAAAGUAAACAAGAUGGGGAAAAACACA
Molecule: messenger RNA, 5027 nt
Organism: Pangasianodon hypophthalmus (striped catfish)
Lineage: Eukaryota; Metazoa; Chordata; Actinopteri; Siluriformes; Pangasiidae
Gene: mag
Product: myelin associated glycoprotein
Exons: 12
Coding region: 1266-3203 (645 amino acids)
Source: RefSeq, a predicted model, not a curated record